Sorex araneus (European shrew) is the source of this 1677-nucleotide messenger RNA. Its product is annotated as butyrophilin-like protein 1. The record is from RefSeq and is a predicted model, not a curated record. The transcript is spliced from 9 exons. Gene Ontology annotation, biological process: T cell receptor signaling pathway; regulation of cytokine production. NCBI's taxonomy places the organism in Eukaryota, Metazoa, Chordata, Mammalia, Eulipotyphla, Soricidae. Gene Ontology annotation, molecular function: signaling receptor binding. Gene Ontology annotation, cellular component: external side of plasma membrane. Bases 1 to 1677 code for a protein of 558 amino acids.
AUGGAGCGUUGGUCUUCCCCACCCUUCGUGCUCUGGCCUCUGGCCUUCCUGCUUUUCCUGCAGCUGCCCACCGCGGGGUCCAUAGCUCCUCAGCCUCUCACUCCCGUGUCUGUGUCCACAGAGGAGUUCCUGGUGAUUGGCCCCUUGGACCCUAUUAUUGCUGUGGUGGGAGACAACAUCACAUUGCCCUGUCGUGUGUCUCCGGCCAUGAAUGCAGAGAACAUGGAGCUGAGGUGGUUCCGCUCUAAGUUCUCACAAGCUGUGUUCAUCUACCAAAACCACCAGGAGGAGAAGGAGGAGCAGCUGGCCCAGUACACGGGGCGAACCUCUCUGGAGACAGACCUCCUUUCCCAGGGGGAGGGUAACAUUCACAUCCACAAGGUCCAGGUUUCAGAUGCAGGAAAGUAUACCUGCUUCUUCAGGAAGGAAGGUUUCUCUAAAGAAGCUGUUUUGGAGCUGAAGGUGGUAGGUAUGAACUCUGCCCCCCAGGUGCACAUCACAGGAACUGAGGAAGACGGGGUCCGAGUGAUGUGCAGGGCGGUGGGCUGGUUCCCCAAGCCCCAGGUGCAGUGGCGAGACUCCAGUGGGGAGAAGUUUCUGGCCUUCUCAGAGACCCAGGCCCAGGACGCUGAGGGGCUGUUCAGCGUGGAAGCAGCGCUGGUGGUGAGAGACAGCGCCGUGGGAAACGUGACUUGCUCCAUCCUCAACCCCACCCUGGGCCAGGAGAAGGCCAUGGCCAUAUUUAUCCCAGAGCCCUUCUUUCCCAAGGCCUCUCCGUGGAAGCUGGUCUGUGUGGUGUGUGUGCCCUUGCUGACGUUCCUGAUCCUUGGCGCUGCCUAUUACACCUGGAGAGAACGUUCCAUAAAGGUGCAGGAGAGGCAGCAACGAGAGGAGCUGCACCAGGAUUGGGAGGAGGAUGAGCAGGCAAAGAGGGCAGCACUGAAGGCCAUAGGUGAACUGCAGGCAAAUUUAGACCAGAGGAAGCUGGAGUACUUGACUGCCUGGAGAAAGGCCCUGCUGUACGCAGAUUGGCGCAAGGACAUAUUCCAGACCUGGCCUGUCACUCUGGAUCCAGGAUCUUCCAGUCCUGGAAUUGUCGUCUCUCACAAGAAUACAAGUCUGACCUUGAAGGACACUGCUACAGCAUCAGGAGAGAGACGUAGCAUCUUAGGCCUUGAGGGCAUCACAUCGGGGCGCUGUUGCUGGGAGGUGGAAAUCAGGAAUGGAGUCAAAAGUGUUUGGGCUCUGGGGGUCUGUAGAGAAGAUGUGAAACGGACAGGCUGGUACCAAGAGUCUCCACAAAAGGGGUUCUGGGUUGUGGGGAAUUGUGAAGAUGGAUUUCAUGCUUUUACUACUCCUUGGACUCCUCUGUCCCUUCGUCAGGUUCCCCAGAGGCUGGGGGUUUUCCUGGACCCUGAGGAAGGGGAUGUCUCCUUCUAUAACAUGACUGAUGGCUCCCACAUUUUCUCCUUCUCUCAUGUUUCCUUCUCUGGCACCCUCUUUCCGUACUUUAGGAUUCAAUCAGGAGACGUGUCCCUGUCCAUCUGCUCCGUGGUGCCUGGGCCUGAGCUCCCUGUGCCCAUGAACAGUUUUCCUUUUACUCAGGAGGAGCCUGUGAGCUCAGACUCUGGUGUUGAUGGUGCUCCCCCAGGGCCCACAUCUCCAUUACUCUGCUGA